CCAAUCGGUUCUAAAAUAGAGAUCCAAAUCACCACUUAAAAAUAACCCAUGUGACACACCCAUACAAACCUCGGUUAAUCCGUCGCUAAUCACUAUAUAUAUACUCCCGACUCCCAAAAUUUAAUAAUUACUCUACUCUCAUUUUUUAUCUCUGUCCAAAAACCCUAAAGACAACCAUGGGAUCUGAUAAGAAGAUUAAGAUCGGAAUCAACGGAUUUGGAAGAAUCGGAAGAUUAGUAGCGAGAGUAGCACUGCAAAGAGAUGAUGUUGAGCUCGUUGCCGUUAAUGAUCCUUUCAUUACCACUGACUACAUGACGUACAUGUUUAAGUAUGACACUGUUCAUGGUCAAUGGAAACAUCAUGAGCUUAAGGUCAAGGAUGAGAAGACCCUUCUUUUUGGUGAGAAGCCAGUUGCUGUUUUUGGGAUCAGGAACCCAGAAGAGAUCCCAUGGGCUGAAGCUGGGGCUGACUUUGUGGUCGAGUCCACUGGAGUGUUCACAGACAAGGACAAGGCUGCUGCUCAUUUGAAGGGUGGAGCUAAGAAGGUCAUCAUCUCUGCUCCCAGCAAAGACGCCCCUAUGUUUGUCAUGGGUGUCAAUGAGAAGGAAUACAAACCUGAGCUUAACAUUGUUUCAAAUGCUAGCUGCACAACUAACUGCCUUGCUCCCUUGGCUAAGGUUAUCAACGAUAGGUUUGGUAUCGUUGAGGGUCUUAUGACAACAGUGCAUGCUAUGACCGCCACUCAAAAGACCGUUGAUGGACCAUCAAUGAAGGAUUGGAGAGGUGGAAGAGCUGCCUCUUUCAACAUCAUUCCCAGUAGUACUGGUGCUGCUAAGGCUGUUGGUAAAGUGUUGCCAGCUCUUAAUGGCAAAUUGACCGGAAUGGCCUUCCGUGUGCCGACUGUGGAUGUUUCAGUUGUGGACCUAACUGUGAGACUAGAGAAAAAGGCUACUUAUGAUCAGAUCAAGGCUGCUAUUAAGGAGGAAUCAGAAGGCAAGCUCAAGGGUAUCUUGGGAUACGCUGAUGAAGAUCUUGUAUCUACAGAUUUUGUUGGUGACAGCAGGUCAAGCAUCUUCGACGCCAAGGCUGGAAUUGCCUUGAAUGAUAACUUUGUGAAGCUUGUCUCCUGGUACGACAAUGAAUGGGGAUACAGUUCUCGUGUUAUUGACCUCAUUUGCCACAUUGCAUCUGUUGAAGCAUAGAAGACGUUCGCUAGAUAGAGAUCAUUGUUGAAUGAAGGAUUUCAUCAGUCUUUUUCUGUUAAAUUUGAAAUAACAAGGAAUUUUAAGACCCUAUUUUUUUGCAAGUAUUUUGGAUUUUGAAAUAGCUUGUUGGGGGAAAAGAAUUAAUAUUUUUGUA
Molecule: messenger RNA, 1359 nt
Organism: Erigeron canadensis
Lineage: Eukaryota; Viridiplantae; Streptophyta; Magnoliopsida; Asterales; Asteraceae
Product: glyceraldehyde-3-phosphate dehydrogenase, cytosolic-like
Exons: 12
Coding region: 177-1202 (341 amino acids)
Biological process (GO): glucose metabolic process
Molecular function (GO): oxidoreductase activity, acting on the aldehyde or oxo group of donors, NAD or NADP as acceptor; NAD binding; NADP binding
Source: RefSeq, a predicted model, not a curated record